Messenger RNA from Austrofundulus limnaeus, 1416 nucleotides. It is a transcript of the gene irak4, whose product is annotated as interleukin-1 receptor-associated kinase 4. The record is from RefSeq and is a predicted model, not a curated record. Gene Ontology annotation, molecular function: ATP binding; magnesium ion binding; protein serine/threonine kinase activity. Gene Ontology annotation, biological process: protein phosphorylation; signal transduction. NCBI's taxonomy places the organism in Eukaryota, Metazoa, Chordata, Actinopteri, Cyprinodontiformes, Rivulidae.
CUGUCCGACUUUUUGGACUCACAGGACAGGUGGAGAGAUGUAAUCGUGUCCAUACGGAAGCCGAGCGGGGAGCUGAGGUACUCCCAGCAUCACGUCAGGAGAUUUGAGGGUCUUGUAGCUCAGGGGAAAAGUCCCACAGUGGAGCUGCUGAAUGACUGGGGAACCACCAACUGCACAGUGGGAGAACUGGUGGACAUUUUGAAGAGUAACAUGUUGCUGGCUGCUGCCAGUUUCCUGCUACCAGAGGAGUUUUCAUCAGCAGAAUCGCAGCAAGUCUCUUCAGUGGAAACAUACAGUGAACGUCCAACCAGACUACUGGAAGAGAUUAAGGCUCAGCCCCCACCCACAAGUUCCACUCUACAGACACAAGUGCUGCUGGGAAACGAUGACCCUGGACUCACUGGGACUGGAGGAUGGAAGUCCUCCUCUUUCCUGGCGACAGAGAUGCUCGAUAGCAGAAGGAACAGCCAGAGGUUUGGAGUAUCUGCACUGCAAUCAUCACGUACACAGAGACGUGAAAAGUGCAAACAUCCUGUUAGAUGAAACUUUUGUGGCAAAGAUCUCUGACUUUGGGCUGACGAGGGCAUCGGCCAGUCGCACACUGACCACGAUGAUGACUGAGAGGAUUGUGGGAACCCGUGCGUACAUGGCACCAGAGGCACUGAGAGGAGAGAUCACCUCAAAAUCUGACAUCUUCAGCUUCGGGGUGGUGUUGUUAGAAAUAUUGUCUGGACUCCCUCCAGCUGAUGAAAACAAGGAGCCACAGUUCUUGAUGGAUAUGCGGUAUGAUAUAGAUGAUGAAGACGAGGAUCUGACUCUGGAAGAGUUUGUGGAUAAGAAGAUGAGAGACUGGGAGCUGAGUCAAGUGGAGACGAUGUAUUGUCUGGCGUCUAACUGCUUGCAUGAUCGAAAAAACAGACGCCCAGUCAUCAAACAGGUCAUUUCAGAGCUCCACAGUGUCAUCAAGAACAUUUCACUGAACUCUGAAGGACAGAAGUGAAGCUCGAAUCAAUCUCAUCACUCGGACUGACAAAUCAUGUCGAACCAAGGAUUAAAUCCUCAAGUGGUUUGUGGAGAAAUAGGCAGCUAUAGUGAAUUGGUUAAAACACUUGCAACAAAUGCAUUUUGUCAAAUCAUGAUGAAAAAAAAAACCCUUAAUAGAUCAUUUGAAUGAACUGUCUGAAAUGUGAUAUUAAAGAAGUUUUAGAAGCACAUUUUUGUGCUGUAGCUACAAAAAUAAAUUAGGCAAGAAAGGCUUGAUUUUAUUUUUUAUUUUUCCUGCAAGCUAGCAAAACUUUUCUGUCCAGCUGGGAAACCCUAAUAUCCAAAUAUUGUUUGAGAUGUCUUUAAAAUGACACCAAACACUCAUUAGAAUAACCUAAAAAUGGGACUCAGGCAAAAUAAUGGUAUCAAAAU